Messenger RNA from Oryctolagus cuniculus (rabbit), 5469 nucleotides. NCBI's taxonomy places the organism in Eukaryota, Metazoa, Chordata, Mammalia, Lagomorpha, Leporidae. The record is from RefSeq and is a predicted model, not a curated record.
AUCAAUAAAUCAGAGAAGCCAGAAAGCUGCGAUAAUGUGAAGGUCGUUGUUAGGUGCCGGCCCCUCAAUGAGAGAGAGAAAUCCAUGUUCUACAAGCAGGCUGUCAGUGUGGAUGAGAUGAGGGGGACUAUCACUGUGCAUAAGACUGAUUCUUCCAAUGAACCUCCGAAGACCUUUACUUUUGAUACUGUUUUUGGACCAGAGAGUAAACAACUUGAUGUUUAUAACUUAACUGCGAGACCUAUUAUUGAUUCUGUUCUUGAAGGCUACAAUGGGACUAUUUUUGCAUAUGGUCAAACUGGAACAGGCAAAACUUUCACCAUGGAAGGUGUUCGAGCUGUUCCUGAACUUAGAGGAAUCAUUCCCAAUUCAUUUGCUCAUAUAUUUGGUCAUAUUGCAAAGGCAGAGGGUGACACAAGGUUUUUGGUUCGAGUUUCUUAUUUGGAAAUAUAUAAUGAAGAAGUUCGUGACCUUUUGGGCAAGGAUCAGACACAGAGGUUAGAGGUUAAAGAAAGACCUGAUGUGGGAGUUUAUAUCAAAGAUUUAUCAGCUUAUGUUGUAAACAAUGCUGAUGAUAUGGAUAGGAUUAUGACUCUAGGCCACAAAAAUCGUUCUGUUGGUGCAACUAAUAUGAAUGAACAUAGUUCCCGUUCCCAUGCCAUCUUUACAAUUACUAUAGAAUGCAGUGAAAAAGGCAUCGAUGGUAACAUGCAUGUCAGGAUGGGGAAGCUCCACCUUGUAGAUCUUGCUGGUUCAGAAAGACAAGCAAAAACUGGAGCUACUGGACAGCGCUUAAAGGAAGCUACAAAAAUUAAUCUUUCUCUUUCUACGCUUGGCAAUGUAAUUUCUGCUUUGGUUGAUGGGAAAAGUACACAUGUGCCUUACCGUAACUCUAAAUUGACUCGACUUCUUCAGGAUUCCUUAGGAGGAAAUUCAAAAACCAUGAUGUGUGCAAAUAUUGGGCCAGCAGAUUAUAAUUAUGAUGAAACUAUUAGUACAUUACGGUAUGCCAACCGUGCUAAGAAUAUUAAAAAUAAAGCUAGAAUUAAUGAAGAUCCAAAGGAUGCUUUGCUCCGUCAGUUUCAGAAAGAAAUAGAAGAAUUGAAGAAAAAGCUUGAAGAAGGGGAAGAAAUAUCGGGCUCUGAUAUCAGUGGUUCAGGGGAGGAGGAUGAUGAAGAGGGUGAGGUUGGAGAAGAUGGAGAGAAAAGGAAAAAAAGAAGGGGCAGUAGCAGCAGCAGUAGUUCAGACUCCACAUGUUCUGUCAUAGAGAAACCUCUGGAUAAGUUCUUGCCUAAUCAAGCAGGUAAAAAGAAAGUUUCCCCAGAUAAGAUGGUUGAAAUGCAAGCAAAAAUUGAUGAGGAGAGAAAAGCACUUGAAACAAAGCUUGAUAUGGAAGAAGAAGAAAGAAACAAGGCUAGAGCUGAAUUAGAAAAACGGGAAAAAGAUCUUCUUAAAGCCCAACAAGAGCAUCAGUCUUUGCUGGAAAAAUUAUCUGCACUGGAGAAGAAGGUCAUUGUUGGUGGUGUUGAUUUGUUGGCCAAAGCUGAAGAACAAGAAAAACUUCUUGAAGAAUCUAAUAUGGAGCUGGAAGAAAGGAGGAAAAGAGCAGAGCAACUUCGCAAAGAACUCGAGGAGAAAGAGCAAGAACGCUUGGAUAUUGAAGAAAAAUAUACCAGUUUGCAAGAAGAAGCACAGGGAAAGACCAAGAAAUUAAAGAAAGUGUGGACAAUGCUGAUGGCUGCAAAGUCGGAGAUGGCUGAUCUUCAGCAAGAACAUCAGAGGGAAAUAGAAGGCCUAUUGGAGAAUAUCCGGCAACUAAGCCGAGAGCUUCGACUUCAGAUGCUUAUUAUUGAUAAUUUUAUACCUCAGGAUUAUCAGGAAAUGAUUGAAAAUUAUGUCCAUUGGAAUGAAGACAUUGGAGAAUGGCAGUUGAAAUGUGUUGCCUACACAGGGAAUAACAUGAGGAAGCAAACUCCAGUACCUGAUAAAAAGGAGAAAGAUCCCUUCGAAGUGGACCUUUCCCAUGUGUAUCUUGCCUAUACUGAGGAGAGUCUGCGUCAGUCUUUGAUGAAAUUAGAAAGGCCACGGACUUCAAAGGGUAAAGCAAGGCCAAAGACGGGGAGAAGAAAACGUUCUGCAAAGCCUGAAACUGUGAUUGACUCUUUGCUACAGUAAAUGUUAUAGACUUGAAGUUACAAUAAAAAUUAAUGAUAUUCUCAUGGCUGGACAAAAUCUUUAAUUAAAACAUUGAAGACGUCUGUGUAAUUUCAAAUAAUGGAAGCUGUAAAUCAUGACGUAAGACUGGAAAUAAUUUACUUAAUAACGUUUAGUCUGUAUAUAUUAAGUUAAUAUGACAUACUGAAAUUGUACAACUGGUGAUUGUUCAAAUUGUCACACUCCUCUUCAGUUGUAUUGUGUAGGGAGCCUGGAGGAGCUUUUUGUGCUAUAUAGAUUGGCGGUUUAGAUGUAUGUAUAAAUCUGCUAGUGAUUUACUCAACUUACGUAUAUUUAAAUACCAGAAUUUCAAAAUAGUAAAAAAGUGUGUCCUGUUUUGCACAUGGGAAGUAGCAGAUUGAAUUGUCCUGUGUUGUGCUGUUAGAUGUGAAUGUUGGGGUGCAUAGCUGAGAAAUGAUUCUGUCCUCACACUCUCCUGCCCAGCCUGCUUCAGUAAGUCCUAGUGUUUAUACUAAUGUUCGUUGCAUCUUAAGUGUAAGAUGAUUGGUCUUAGUGGUCUUCCGUAGAAAAUUUUAUGAUUCAUCAGUCAAUCUUUGAAAGCAUACUUUUUUUUAAAGGUGAAGCUGUGUUUCAUCUGGACUUUUUUUCACUUUGAAUUCAAGUGUACUUCCUUUGUUGCUCUUGUUUCAUGUUCCCUUAAAACACGGAAUUGUACCUAAGUACAGGUGGUACAGAAAGCUAGGAAGCUGAAGUACUGGCCACUUGUGUGUGUUUGGACAUGUGUUUUCUAAAGGUUCACUUUGAAGUGUGGCCUAUGGGUGCUUGGCUUUGCUUGAUUCCAGAUUUUGGUGGGAAUGAUUCUGUGUCUUCCAAUUUAGAAGGGUUUGCAUUUUCCAGAAAAAAUCAUUCAAGGAAAAAAAAAUCAUCUUUUAAUCUUUUAAAACACCAUGUUUGGGUUUUGUUCUUAUUUUAUAACAAUAAAAUUUUCUUCGAAUUUCCUAUGUUGGUUAACCCACUUAAACCAUAUUCCUUUAAAAAUACAAAUUAUGUGUUAUAGUAAUUUGUAAUAGAUAGAAUUACUUGUUCUUUGAUUGAAUGCUUUAAAACAUUUUUAUGUUUUUUGAAAGCUAAGCUACUACUCCUGAACCACUUAAAGUAUCUUUUGUGGGUUUUUAAGUUACAUAAUCAGGGAUGGGCAGAGUGGUACAGUGGGUUAAACCAUGGAUGGGGAUGACUCCACCCGUAUCAGAGUGCUGAUUUGAUUCCUGACUCCUGUGCUUCUGACCCACCUUCCUGCUGAUGCAUCCCUGAGGCAGCGAGUGGUGGCGUAAGUGCGGGAGACCUGGAUGGAGUUCCUGGAUGUGGGCUUUGUCCUGCCCAGGCCUGGCUGUUACGGGCAUUUGGGGGAUGAACCAGUGGAUGAAAGAUUCCUCUCUCUUUCUCUCUCUCUCUCUUUGCCUGCUUCUGCCUUUAAAAUAAAUACACUUUAAAAUUAUGUAAUCAGUUUUGAAAUACAUUGGUUGCAAGUUUUAAACCUCUCAAAUUAGUAUUUAUUAGCUAUUAUCGGUUUGGUUAAAUAUUGGUUUGCAAUUUCUAAUGGGCACAUAGUGUGGAGAUGAGUGAAAGUGGAAGAUGGUGAGGUGGUGGUAAAAAUGUGUCCAUAAGUUUAAAGUGCAUUCCGGAAGUGGAAUAUUAACUGGCCUGUGCAUGGUGAGUAUUUCCUAGGUCCUGAGAAUUCAUUUCGCUGGUGGCAUUUUCUUUGUGGGUGUAAGAUAGCUAGCUGAUAACUGCUCCGUGGGACCCUUCUUUGAUACUGCAAAAACUUGAGGUGAACAUGUGUCUUGUAAGAGUUUUUGGGACAGUAUAUCUUGACAAAUGUUACAUGUUUUGGUAAUGCAUCUGUAAGUGUUAGUAAUUACAGAAAUCUUAAUUUUUAAGAUCAAUGCUGCUUCUUUUUAACCAUUAGCAAUUCAGGUAGAAAACGAAUAACUUUUGAAUUAUUUUAGAACAUUAUAGAAAUUUAAGCUAUUCUGUUACAUAUUUUUUCUGUUUUACCCCAACACAGUAAGGAAAACACAUCUAUGAAAAGUCAAAAUACUGAGAAAUUUUUGAAGCAGGCUGCGUUAUCAUUUGAGCAUUUGUGUUAGGACAAUGCUUACAUCAGAUGAAUACUAAAUAUUCAUCCUGAGAGAUAGGAAACUGACCAUGAAAGCCAGCCUUGGAUAUGGAAUGAAAAUAUGGGCAGUGACUUGGAGCUGUUCAUUUAACUCCGGCUCUAGGAGUUCUGUGGUUUCUUCACGUUUACUGUGCCUUUGUCCACAGAUGAAGUAUUUUGUAACUUCAGUGUUAAUUUCGUGAAUGAAUAUAGAUGAACAAACCUCCUUAUGUGAAAUAAAUAUGCAGAUUUAAAAUGAAAUGAGUGGCACAUAUAUAUAAAUAAGUUUUUGAAUGAGUAUUCUCUUUUCCAUUUAAUUUAAGAAGUAAUAUUUAUUUAUUAAAAGGAGCUUUGGUCAAAUGUUAGGGUUUAUAGUAUAUUCUUUAAUAACCCUGUAAUUAUAUAUAAAAAUAGGUAGUGUUUUAAAAUAUAAUCAUAUUCCUUGUUUUUGUUCAGAUUCUUGUAAAUAUAAGAUUAAUCAAGGGCGUAGGGAUCUGCGUCUGCACGUUUGUUCUGUAAAUAGAAUCCGCUCAACAAGCUGUGUUAUUUACCUUCUGGAAAAAGGGUGAUUUCUUUCUGCAUCAAGAAGUUUAAGGAUGUGCUAGCAGAGAGAGGAGUGCUACUUUGUCUGCAGUGUGCUUUAAAAAUUAUUAUGGUUUCGGGACUUUUUUUGUUGUUUGCUCGUUUUUGUUUUUGUUUUUUUUAGUUUGCUUCUAAUCUUUCCCCUUAGCUCGCCUGAAGGAAAGUCCAUGUCUUUGCAUCAGGGCCAUGAAUUAAGGAAUGGGACAGUUUACAUUUAAGAAGGCCAGUGUCUUCCCAGUUUCCUCACAUGUACAUUUGUUUUCAUUUUUAAUUAUCUUUGUUUCUAAAAUACUAGAAAAAAACAUAGGUCUUCCUCGUGCCUUUGAACUUACACUGUAUUCUGACUUAAAUCAUUGAUAAUUUCAGUAGCAUUACUACAAUGCUGUAUAUUGGCUAGAAUUACAAAUUGAACAAUGAGUUUGUUGCAUUGAUUUUGAAAGCCACACUUGCAUUUUAUUUUAUGUAUAAUUUGUAUUUGUUCAAAUUGUAUUAUAUCAGUAUUGUAUGUUUACAAGCAGCAUGGUUAAAUAAGAAAUAAAAAUCUUUUACCAAGUGCC